Messenger RNA from Frieseomelitta varia, 1668 nucleotides. RefSeq names its product methylglutaconyl-CoA hydratase, mitochondrial. Bases 394 to 1296 code for a protein of 300 amino acids. Gene Ontology annotation, molecular function: enoyl-CoA hydratase activity. The record is from RefSeq and is a predicted model, not a curated record. Lineage: Eukaryota; Metazoa; Arthropoda; Insecta; Hymenoptera; Apidae. Gene Ontology annotation, cellular component: mitochondrion. Gene Ontology annotation, biological process: fatty acid beta-oxidation. The transcript has 3 exons.
AACGUAUCGACUGACGUAAAAUGGUUGUUUGAAUCUUAUCUGCGUGUAUGGGUCGCGCACAACGUAUGAAUACAUGUACAACAACUUGAGUAGGUCGCGAAGUCGCGAAGACUCGAAGUAUAUAUAUUUUCCUUUCAUUUUCUGCAUCCGACCAGUUGCGUCCGCGACGUCGUUGUCGGAGGUGCUGAAGGUUAGGCUGAGGUUGCGUUACGUUUGAACUUUCUUCGGCUCUCCCUACUACAAACGCUAUUGGCGGAACGCAACGGUGCAUAAAGUCCAAGGAGUCGCCUGCCGACAUUCCUAUUAUACGGUUCCAAAAGUGAGGAGUAACACACGAUUGUAUUUGCUAACAUUUAAUUUAGUGAAAGCUUGUUUAUAAAUCAAUCUUACAUAAUGGCUGCCUUAACAACAAGCGUCAAAUGCACAUUUCAUUCUCUUUGUACAACCGCUGUAAGAGCAAUGUCUACCAGUGCAAUGUUAAAUCCGAAAGACGAAGUAAAAGAAAUAGUACUUAAGUAUCUGGAUGGAAAAGACAAUGGGAUUGUGGUAUUAGGAUUAAAUCGACCCAGAGUUUGCAAUGCCCUUGGCAAAACUUUAACUAGUCAGCUGCACGACGCUAUUUCAUCCAUUAGAGAAGAUUCAAAAUUGAGAGUGUUAAUCAUUCGUAGCUUGGUUCCAAAGGUUUUCUGUGCUGGUGCGGAUCUCAGAGAAAGAGCAAGGAUGGACAACGCAGAAGUUUCGAAAUUUGUUUCGUUCUUAAGAAAUAUGACAAAUAAUAUAGAAACUCUACCAACACCUGUGAUAUCUGCUAUAGAUGGCGAUGCAUUAGGUGGUGGAUUAGAAAUUGCACUAGCCACAGACAUCCGAGUUGCGGCAUUAGAAGCCAAAAUGGGUCUUGUAGAGACAAAGUGGGCUAUUAUCCCCGGAGCAGGAGGUACUCAAAGACUUCCACGAAUAAUUGGAAGUGCUAAAGCGAAAGAACUGAUCUACACUGCACGUGUUCUUAAUGGUGAAGAAGCUAUGAAGAUUGGUUUAAUAAAUGAGGUGGUUCCACAAAAUAAAAGCGGCGAUGCUGCUUAUCAGGCCGCUUUGUCAAUUGCCAGAGAAAUUUUACCUAAUGGACCAAUUGGAGUUAAAAUGGCAAAAACAGCAAUAUCACAAGGUCUACAAGUACCUGUUACAGAUGGAUUUGAAAUUGAAAAACAAUGUUAUAACAAAGUUGUAAAUACAAAAGAUAGAAUCGAAGGGCUUGCAGCAUUUGCAUCAAAACGUAUUCCCAUUUAUCAGGGAGUUUAGACAUAUAAAAAUAAAAUAAGCCGUAUUUUACAAAUUUGUUACGCUUAAUCGUUGACAUAUCACGAAAAUGCAUUUUAAUCGAGAUUAAAUGCGGAAGAUGCCAUUCUUAUUCUAUGUUAUUGUAAUAUGACUAAUUUUGAUACAUACAUUUGCAUACAUACAUAUAUUUGUAUUUAAACAAAAAUACACAGUAAACUAAUAUUUUAGUGUAGUGCAGAAAUAAUAUUGUUAGGAUUUAUAUAGGUUUUAAGUAUUUUUAUACGUGAUUUAAAAUUUUUAUAUUAACGUUGUUAUUGUUAGUAUAUAUGUAUAUAUUUAUGUAUACACGAAAGUUUAUUUUUAAAAAAUAAAAUUAUAUUUUAUAUUUCAACA